Trypanosoma rangeli is the source of this 1164-nucleotide messenger RNA. RefSeq lists its product as uncharacterized. Lineage: Eukaryota; Euglenozoa; Kinetoplastea; Trypanosomatida; Trypanosomatidae. The transcript has a single exon. Bases 1 to 1164 code for a protein of 387 amino acids. The record is from RefSeq and is a predicted model, not a curated record.
AUGCAGGAAGAGCUUCCAGAGUGCUUCUGUGUUGUUUCACAGCAAAAGGCUUUUGGGUCCGAUACUAUUGAGGCGGCGCUGAAGGAAAUUCAUGCAUUUGUGUUUGGGAAGCGCCAGGAAAACGUGGAAGAGUCAUCACCUUUUGAACUGAUAAAAGCAUGUGAGUCGGCGGUGGAGAAGGUGGGAGGACGGCUGGGAAAAAGGAAUCCUGUGGGCAUGGCCCUUCUAUCCAUGGGGGUGGUGAUCGUUGAGAUAAUGGCACGUCUAACUCGAAUUUUGUUCUGGGGCAUUCUCGCACCUUCCGAAUUAUCUUUGCCACGUAGGCGGAAAAUGAUUGAAGAGUACGGUGAGGAAUUGGAGGAGGUGCUUCUGCCGCGUUUCUUUUUGAAGCUCUCAGCGAGUCCCACAAUUCUGCGAGAUGUUCUGCUGAGAGCCCCGUGGGAGGCCUUUUUGCGUCGGUAUGGUACAGAGAGCACGCCUUCAGGGGAGAGCCGGGACGUAGUCCCGGCUGAAGUAGCGUCUGUUCUCAGUAGCCUUAGGGUGAACUUUGGGUGUGACUUCCUCAUCCACGUUCGUCUCCAAGCUGCAUUGGCGGGCUCACAUCUGGUGGUGGAUAACACUGCCGCUGAAGCCAACGCCUUUACUGUGACUACUGCAUGUGACUCUAGCCGCAGCCUCUCAACGCUUGUGGAGGCAGUAGGUGGUGAUACUAAAACUACAGGACGUGACAAAACUAUUUAUCCCUUCGGCGCCAAAACUUGCCAUCCUCCUUCCGUCCUCAGUACGAGUGUGCCCCACGCUAGUUUGCGGGAAGGCAAGAUGGAUCGAAGAUCUUUUUUGUCGUCCGUGAAGCAAUCGCAGGGAAAUUGCUUGGUGCAUUCCCACCACCGUUUGCCUGCUUACAAGCUGACAAGAAGGCGGGUGGUGAUGCGGGCGGGGUCAGGUGCGGGGAAUACGUCUGUAGAUUGCUCUACCAGCGGGGCCAACCCCUAUUCGUCGGCUUCUGACAACGACCACGCUUCCGCGGAGGAGCAAGACGGCGACGCAGAGGUUUUAGCACCGGAGACCCCGGUAAAGAAAAGAGUGCGAAAAGACAAAGGCGUUGUGCCUCCAUCACCCUCACGCCCCACGCAUGAGGGGAUGGCUCGCUUAUUCGACUCAUAG